Messenger RNA from Bacidia gigantensis, 654 nucleotides. RefSeq lists its product as uncharacterized. Gene Ontology annotation, cellular component: cytoplasm. The coding region runs from base 1 to 654 and encodes 217 amino acids. The record is from RefSeq and is a predicted model, not a curated record. Gene Ontology annotation, biological process: cellular response to oxidative stress; cellular response to carbon dioxide. The transcript is spliced from 2 exons. Lineage: Eukaryota; Fungi; Ascomycota; Lecanoromycetes; Lecanorales; Ramalinaceae. Gene Ontology annotation, molecular function: zinc ion binding; carbonate dehydratase activity.
AUGGCCGCAACUGGAGAAGAUACCUACAGCCUUGGCCUCCAACGCAAUAAGGCCUGGGCGCAAGACACCGCCUCCGCAACACCCGACCUCUUUCCCACCCUCGCCAAAGGCCAAAGCCCUCAGAUCCUCUGGCUCGGCUGCUCGGACUCCCGCUGCCCGGAAACCACUCUGCUUGGCCUCCAGCCCGGCGAUGUCUUCGUGCACCGCAACAUCGCCAAUGUGAUCAAUUCUGCUGAUCUGUCCUCCGCUGCAGUUCUCGCCUUUGCCGUCGGGAACCUGAAGGUGAAGCAUGUCGUUGUAUGUGGACAUACGAGCUGUGGAGGUGUAGCGGCUGCGCUUGGCAAUGCGAGUGUGGGGGGUAUCCUGGAUGCGUGGCUGGCACCGCUCAAGAGGCUGAGGGCGGAGAAUGUAAAGCAAUGGGAGAAGGAGGGAAUUAGUGCGGAUGAGCAGAAGUCAAAAUUGGUGCAGGCAAAUGUGAGGGCUAGUGUGAAGGUUGUGAGAGAGAAUUCUGUGGUGGUUGAGGCAGUGAAGGAGAGGGGUUUGCAGAUUCAUGGGGUCGUGUACGAUGUGGGCAGUGGACAUUUGGAGGAAUUGGACACGCAGGAAGGGGAGGAAGACAAGGGGUUUAGGGAAGGGGUUUUUAGUCUGAAGUAG